UCAGAGGAGUGGUGAAAUAUAAAAAUAAGAAUGACGAGCCGCCAGCGCUUGGCUUGCGUGCCGAUCAGUCCAUCAAGUGCUUCCGGUGCGCCUGGCGCUGUGACUCGCCUGCGCCCGCCUGCGCCGCCGACCUGACCGCGAGUGAGCCGCAGUACGAGAGCUCCCGGUGACAUGGCGACCACGGCGACGAGGAUGGCGGCCUGCGCGGCCCUGCUGCUCGCUAUCGCGUCCGUGGCCCUGUGCUCGAGUAGCUCUGAUAGCUCUCAUCAGAACACAGACGGUCUGCUGCUGGAAAAGCUGCGCCGACUGCCGAACCCGCAAGAUCUGGCGGAGAAAGCUCGCGACAUGGCAAAAUCGGCCCGGGAAAUGGCGCAGCAGCACAUAACGGAGCGGGUGGCCGACCUGAAGGACAAGGUGGAGGCGGCGCGCGGCGCGGCGGCCAGCAUCCAGUCCGGCGGCGUGCAGCUGCCCUCCAGCGUCACCUCCAUGGCCAACAACUCGUAGCCCGGGGUAGGGUAGCCCCGAGGCAAGCCGCAGGUCCGCAAAGCGAGAGAAUAUAGUUAAGAGGGGCAGC
This is a messenger RNA of Frankliniella occidentalis (western flower thrips), 574 nucleotides long. RefSeq lists its product as uncharacterized. Bases 172 to 504 code for a protein of 110 amino acids. The transcript is spliced from 4 exons. Lineage: Eukaryota; Metazoa; Arthropoda; Insecta; Thysanoptera; Thripidae. The record is from RefSeq and is a predicted model, not a curated record.